This is a messenger RNA of Grammomys surdaster, 2639 nucleotides long. RefSeq names its product SLU7 homolog, splicing factor (gene Slu7). The record is from RefSeq and is a predicted model, not a curated record. Gene Ontology annotation, biological process: mRNA splicing, via spliceosome. The transcript is spliced from 16 exons. Lineage: Eukaryota; Metazoa; Chordata; Mammalia; Rodentia; Muridae. Gene Ontology annotation, molecular function: pre-mRNA 3'-splice site binding. Gene Ontology annotation, cellular component: spliceosomal complex. The coding region runs from base 101 to 1858 and encodes 585 amino acids.
AAGAAGGCAGGGAAUCCGGAAGUAAACAGUAUCGGAUCGCUUCGUUUCUGGCGGAUGGUUUUGAGUAGUCUGUGGCGGGCCUGGAGGGCAUUGAUUCAUCAUGUCGGCAGCAGCUGUGGACCCAGUUAGUGCCACGCCCAUGACAGGAUCAAAGGAGAUGAGUUUGGAGGAGCCAAAAAAGAUGACCAGAGAGGACUGGAGGAAAAAGAAGGAGCUAGAAGAACAGAGAAAACUGGGCAAUGCUCCUGCAGAAGUCGACGAGGAGGGGAAAGAUAUCAACCCUCAUAUUCCUCAGUAUAUUUCUUCGGUCCCAUGGUACAUUGAUCCAUCAAAGAGACCCACUUUAAAGCAUCAGAGACCACAGCCAGAGAAACAGAAGCAAUUCAGUUCAUCUGGGGAAUGGUACAAGAGAGGCGUUAAGGAGAAUUCUAUAACUACCAAGUACCGCAAAGGUGCGUGUGAGAACUGCGGAGCCAUGACACACAAGAGGAAAGACUGCUUUGAGAGGCCAAGGCGGGUCGGAGCUAAAUUCACAGGUACUAACAUCGCUCCCGAUGAGCACAUCCAGCCUCAGCUGAUGUUUGACUAUGAUGGCAAGAGAGACCGGUGGAAUGGCUAUAAUCCAGAAGAGCACAUGAAAAUUGUCGAGGAAUACGCCAAAGUUGAUCUGGCAAAACGAACAUUGAAAGCACAGAAACUACAAGAAGAAUUAGCCUCUGGAAAAUUAGUGGAGCAAGCUAAUUCUCCAAAACACCAGUGGGGAGAAGAGGAACCCAAUUCUCAGAUGGAAAAGGAUCAUAACAGUGAGGACGAGGAUGAAGACAAGUAUGCAGAUGAUAUUGACAUGCCUGGGCAGAAUUUCGACUCUAAAAGACGCAUUACUGUUCGGAAUCUCAGGAUUCGUGAAGAUAUUGCAAAAUAUUUGAGAAAUUUAGAUCCAAAUUCUGCCUAUUAUGAUCCAAAAACGAGAGCGAUGAGAGAGAAUCCUUACGCCAAUGCAGGAAAGAAUCCCGAUGAAGUGAGCUACGCUGGAGAUAACUUUGUCCGAUACACAGGUGACACCAUCUCAAUGGCUCAAACACAGUUGUUUGCUUGGGAAGCCUACGACAAGGGGUCUGAAGUGCAUCUCCAGGCAGAUCCUACAAAACUAGAGCUGCUGUAUAAGUCCUUCAAAGUCAAAAAAGAAGACUUCAAAGAGCAGCAGAAGGAGAGCAUCCUGGAAAAGUAUGGUGGCCAAGAACACCUAGAUGCUCCUCCAGCUGAGCUGCUCUUAGCCCAGACAGAAGACUAUGUGGAGUACUCCAGGCAUGGAACGGUCAUUAAAGGCCAGGAGCGGGCUGUCGCCUGCUCCAAGUACGAGGAAGACGUGAAGAUCAAUAACCACACGCAUAUCUGGGGAUCUUACUGGAAAGAAGGCCGCUGGGGCUACAAAUGUUGUCACUCUUUUUUUAAGUAUUCCUAUUGUACUGGAGAAGCUGGGAAGGAGAGUGUUAAUUCAGAGGACUGUAUUAUAAAUGAUGUGACUGGAGAAGAGUCUGUGAAGAAACCUCAGACCCUCAUGGAGCUGCAUCAGGAGAAACUAAAAGAGGAGAAGAAGAAGAAAAAGAAGAAGAAGAAACAUCGAAAGAGCAGUUCUGACAGCGACGAUGAGGAGAAGAAGCAGGAGAAACUGAAAAAGGCACUGAAUGCAGAGGAGGCUCGCCUUCUUCACGUGAAGGAGAUCAUGCAGAUUGACGAGCGGAAGAGGCCCUACAACAGCGUAUAUGAAUCCCGAGAGCCCACAGAAGAGGAAAUGGAGGCCUACAGGAUGAAACGGCAGAGGCCAGAUGACCCCAUGGCCUCUUUCCUAGGGCAGUAACUAGUCAGGAUCAGACACAUACACAGCAUAUUCUUUUCAGCUCCUUGCUGCCCAUAGAGAAUCUUUAUCCUUCUUGCUGUCUGACAUUAAUAAAUUUUUCUGAAGUCUCAAAGUCAGUCUCCUCAACAGUCAAGAAACGAAACAAGCAAAAAGAACAUACAGUUGUGAUUAUGGUUAAAAUCAUCUAUCCUAAUGAACAAUUUGGAAGGAGAGUUUGACUCUUGCAAAAUCUGCCAUGAUAGCUCAUCUUGUAAUGACAGCACUCGAGUGUGGUAGAGGAAAGAGGAUGAAGAGUUCAAGGUCGGCUGAGUGUGGUAGUACACACCUGUAAUCCUAGCACUCAGGAGACUGAGGCAGGAGCCUCAUAGCAUUAGCUCUGUAGAAAGUUUAGAACCAGCCUGCACUAUAUGAGGCUUUGUCUCAAAUGAAAAAGAGUUUGAGGCUGUUCUAGGCUACAUAACAAGAGCUCAAGGAAGGAAGGAAAAGAAAAAAGUCAUUUGUUCAUAGUGAGGUCUCCAGCUGUGUGCCGUUAAUCUUCUGGUCUCUUGUAUGUAGCCCCACCCUGUAGGCCCUCUCAAAGCCAAAGCUCCAGUUCUUAGUGACAUCACUAGUAAUUUAACUCUGUAAUCGCAGUUACAGCAUUUGGUUUUACCGUCUAAGAUUUUCUUGGUUUUAAACAACAAAUAUUCUACCUUCAUCUGCAUUGCCACAGGGAAAUCUGCAGGGCAUGUAAAUAUCUGUGUCCCCUAUAAUCCUUAUAAUAAAUAUAUUUUUCAUUUGA